Vigna unguiculata (cowpea) is the source of this 2720-nucleotide messenger RNA. Its product is annotated as bromo-adjacent homology (BAH) domain-containing protein. Gene Ontology annotation, molecular function: chromatin binding; RNA binding. The record is from RefSeq and is a predicted model, not a curated record. Lineage: Eukaryota; Viridiplantae; Streptophyta; Magnoliopsida; Fabales; Fabaceae.
CACACACAUUCCUUUAGGGUUUUGCGAAGCUACUGGGGUUGCGUUGUUCGGUACUAACCGUUACCGCCGUGUCUACUCGACCGAGGAAUCCACCCUACACGGUGACCCUACACCAUAUUAAUCGCAUCAACUGUUUACACCGGUACCAAAUUUUCUCCAAAUUUUUUCUCUUGAUUACACGAUCAGAAUAUGGUAGAAGCAGGAGAAGAAGUUAUCGAGUUCAAGUGGGGUAAUAUGAGAUCGGUUGGCGGGAGGAAGAAGGACGUGCGCUUUUUCGACUCGUUUUUCUACGAUGGUGUGGAAUACUCGCUCUUUGACUCGGUGUUUCUAUACAAGGAAGGCGAGCCCGAGCAUUACAUUGGUAAAAUCAUUAAAAUAUGGGAGACCGCUGAUAAGAACAAGAGAGUCAAGGUUCUGUGGUAUUUUCGUCCUUCCGAGAUUGUAAACUUUUUGGAAGGAAAUGACGCACUCGAGAACGAGUUGUUUCUGGCAUCUGGUGAAGGUGAAGGGCUUGCAAACGUCAAUCCCCUGGAAGCUAUUGCCGGAAAAUGCAAUAUUAUUUGCAUUUCUAAGGACAGCAGGAAUCCAUAUCCAUCAUAUGCAGAAGUUAAAAUGGCUGAAUUUGUAUUCCAUCGUUUCUUUGAUGUUGGAAAGUGUAAGAUAUUGGAUAAGAUAGAUGACAAGAUUGCUGGAAUUGAAGUUAAAAAUAUUUUUAACAAAUUAGAUAGUCGAAAGCAUGUUGAUAUUGUGAAACCCUGUUUAGAAAAGAAAGAGGUUAGCGGGAACUACACGGCAUAUAAUGAAGCUGUGGCGCUUUUGAGUCAAAAUAACAGUCAGCCAUUGAUUGAAAAACCAGAUGGCAAGUGUUUUGACGCAUUAGCUAGAGAAAAAGCUGUUUCUAAAUCAUCGUUGGGAAAAAAACCUACUUUGAGAACUGGUGUGAAGGAAGCAAGUGAACUUAAUGAUUCUUUGCACCUGGUUUCCAACAACAAGAGUGCACCUCAAGAUAAAGUUGAAGAAAAUGGAGGUCACAAGGCCUCCUUUGUUAAACAAAAAACAUUUUCUAAAUUAUCACACGGUUCUAGAACCGGUUUGAAAAUGGCUAAAUUGGACAAUGGGCAUGGAAAUGACUUUAUUGAGAAGAACAUUUCCACGUCUAGAGUUAAUUUAGGAAAGGACGACCACGAGGAUGUUGAUGUUUCGGUUGGACAAUUUAAUAAGGGACUAGUGGAGGAAAUGGCUUCCAAGAAGGAAAAUCGGGGUGGUUUUGGUAAGGUUUCUAGUGCAAAGAUGAACAAUAUUGGGAAAAGUCGAAAGCUUAUUAUUUAUGACGAUGAUGAUGAUAGUGACGAUGAUGUGAAGAUUGUAGCUCCAUCUUCAUCUAAAGAUAAAUAUAAGCUUCAAGGCGAAGUGGAUUCUUGUGAUGUGGAGGAGCUUCCUUCCAAGAGGUUAAAGGUUGACAAGACAACAAAACUGACAAGUGACAAGUUGUGCAAAGACUCUUCAGUGAUUUCGUCGAAUGUGGAACUUAAGAGAGAUUUUCACCCAACAGAAGUUACUCGAAGACCUGAUGAUGAUAGAAGCAAAUGGUUUAGGGAAAUUCCUUGGGAAGAAAAAAUGAAAUCUGCUUUUGAGCAAGGAAAACUUGUGCUACUUCAAAACUUGGAUCCAUCUUUAUCUUCAUCAGAGGUACAGAAUAUUAUUUGGACUGGCUUUAAAGAACGUUGCACUGCAAAGGUGUUCCACAGAACUGACUACACUAGCCCUCAUUCUGGUCAAGCUUUUGCUAUAUUUAAGAAAGUGGAAGCAGCAGCAAAGGUUGUUAGAGAACUAGAUGAGGGCUGCUUGUUAUUGUCAAAUGGACUACCCCUUGUUGGAAGCUUUGGAGUUCCUUACUUUCCAGAAAAGAAGCCAGUAUUCUAUGGGCAUCAUGUUGUUGAUCAACUUAGAAUGCAGAUGCAACGAGAAAUGAAAGAUGCUGUAUCUACUUCACAUUGUUCUCAGCCCAACAAUAUUGAAUAUGACAUGGCCAUAGAGUGGUGCUUACUGCAAGAAAGAGCAAACAAAUCAUUGAGAAUAUUAUAUAAGCAACAAGGCGAGCAGUUGAGAAAACUCAAAGCUAAGCUGAAGUCUAAAACUUAACUGACAUCCAUUGACCAUAUACACGUUUUUAGUGUGACCGAAUUCUUGGCGCUUCUGGAUCUAAUGAAUUUUGACUGGGAUUGACUUGUUCAUUGAGGCAGUGAGUUGCAUUACGCAUAUUUUGGUUUGGCAGUUGUAAAUACUACUAUUUGGGGGUUUGGGCGUUUAUAGAAGCUCACUUCAUUGCAAAUCCCUGCCGAUCAAGGUGGUUCUCGGUGUUAGCUGUUUGGUCUUUUGGUGGGAAAUAUGAAAAGUUUGGCUAUAUAUUACUUUUGCCUUAUUUGUUAUUGACCGAAAGGCCAAAAAAACCAGCCAAGUUCAAGGCUGCUUAGCUAUGAGCAAUCAUAGGUAUGUGUAUUUAUUGAAAGACCAUGCUUAGCUAAUGCAUCCGUCGUUAAAUUGAAUCCUUUCUUUCUACACAUGGUUCCAGGAUAGUUUGGUAAGUGACUUGCUUUUAGUGGCUUGCCAUGGCCAAGACAGCCUCUAAAGCUUAAAAAAUGUUAAUUGAAGUACUUGCUUAGGUAAUUACAAGAUAAGGCAUUUCCACGACCACUUAAUGGUGGUCAUUUACGAGUUCA